AGAGUUAGGUUAGGUGUCAUUUAGCAACCUGCAACCGAUCAACGCGUGGUGUUGUUCAGUGUUGUUUUUCAUAAAAAAAAGUUUGUUAAUAAUUAACAUAUAUAAUAAAAACAAUGAGAAGAUUAUCAGAAGAACAAACAAAAUUAGUUUUUGAAAAACUAACAAAAUACAUUGGUGAAAAUGUUAAAUUGUUGAUUGAUCGAGCAGAUGGAAAUUAUUGUUUCCGUGAAAGAAAAGGUCGUGUAUAUUAUGUAGCUGAAAAAAAUCUAGGUUUAGCUUUGACAAUUGCCCCAGAUCAUUUAAUGAGUUUUGGUACAUGUUUUGGUAAAUUUACCAAGUCUGGGAAAUUCAGACUGCACAUAACAGCUCUUCAAUAUUUAGCUCCAUAUGCCCAGCACAAAAUAUGGUUAAAAUCAUCAGCAGAACAACAAUUUUUAUAUGGACAUCAUGUUGCUAAAGCUGGUCUAGGUAAAAUCACUGAAAAUACAGCACAAUAUCAAGGAGUUGUUGUGUACUCCAUGAAUGACAUUCCAAUUGGUUUUGGUGUUGCUGCAAAAAGCACAUCAGAUUGUAAACAAGCUGAUCCAAUGUCAACAAUUUGCUUUCAUGAAGCUGAUAUAGGAGAAUACAUUAGAUCAGAAGAUACACUUUUAUAAAAAAAUUAAUUUUAAUAAUAGGUAUAUUUUAAUUAUAUGGAAAGAGUGGCUUAAAAUAAUCAAGAGUAAAUUAUUUUCUUGAUUGACAAACAAAUGGUACACAUUUACAGUCAGCUUGAUAAAAUAAUUAAAUCCUGGUACCAUUUUUUUGUCAACCAGGACAAUAAUUUACCCUUGAUAUUUUUGUAUUUUAUUUCAUGAAAAUCAAGUAAAUUAUUGACCUGAUUAACAAAUAUAUUUAGUAACAACAAUAAAUUAAAUUAAAAUUUCGAAUCAAUAUA
Messenger RNA from Aphidius gifuensis, 937 nucleotides. Its product is annotated as 60S ribosome subunit biogenesis protein NIP7 homolog. Gene Ontology annotation, biological process: ribosome assembly; ribosomal large subunit biogenesis. The transcript is spliced from 4 exons. The coding region runs from base 114 to 656 and encodes 180 amino acids. Gene Ontology annotation, molecular function: RNA binding. NCBI's taxonomy places the organism in Eukaryota, Metazoa, Arthropoda, Insecta, Hymenoptera, Braconidae. The record is from RefSeq and is a predicted model, not a curated record. Gene Ontology annotation, cellular component: nucleus; nucleolus; preribosome, large subunit precursor.